This is a messenger RNA of Adineta steineri, 3307 nucleotides long. Lineage: Eukaryota; Metazoa; Rotifera; Eurotatoria; Adinetida; Adinetidae. The record is from the annotation of a GenBank genome assembly.
UACCAUUUGAUCGAUAUCGUCUGGCAAAUGAACAUAGAACUGGUCGUAGAAAAUCUAUUUCUUUUGAUUUUGGUCAAGAUCUUUCACAUAACUUUCUUCUCCAUGCAUCAUCAAACAAUAUAUCACUAGAACAACUUGCACUUACUACUUAUUAUGUAUUUUUAUUCAAAUUAACAAAUGGAGAAAAAGAUUUAUGCAUUGGAAUAAAUACACAUGGUCGAUAUAGAGAUGAACUUAACUCUAUCAUUGGAAUGUUUGUGAAUGCUAUACCCGUGCGAUCUCAACUCGAUCCUCAUUUACCAUUUCACAAACUUACUAAGCACGUUCAAGAUAUUAUGAUAAACUGUAUUAAAUAUUCAUAUUUUCCACUACAACGUAUUCUCAAUCAACAUCCUAAUAUAUCAAAUCCAGUAUUUCUUGAUACAUCAUUUGAAUUUCUAUCACCUAUAAGAAGAGAUGAAGAGAAUGAAAUAAUGAUUGGUGAUAGUCGACUUUUUUUACUACCUCACUCAGUUAAGAUUAGUGAAGAUGAAAUAAUGAGUAAAUUUGAUUUUAUUCUUAGUUUUCAACACAAUCUGCAUCGAAAUGAAUUUUCAUGCACCAUCAAUGCUUCAAUUGAUUUAUUCAAUACUGAAACAGUUUGUAUAAUUGCACAAAGAUUACACUCAAUGGUACAUCAAGAAUUUGCAUCUUUUAGUAGUCAAAUAAACAAACCUGUUCAUGAAUUAUCAAUAAUAUUACCAAAUGAAAGAUUAGUAAUGCAAUCAAUGAAUAAUACGCAAAUGUCAUUUUCAUCUCUUCUCACUUGUAUUCAUCAUGCAUUUGUAUGUCAAGUAAUGAAACAUCCACAAAAACUAGCUGUUGAACUAGAUGAUCAAUCUUUGACAUAUGCUGAACUUUUAUAUUAUGUUCAAAUACUAUCUUUAACUCUUCUUAAUGAAUAUCAUGCCGUUCCAGGCGAAGUCAUAUGUCAAUGUGUUGAGCGAAGUUUGUCAAUGGUUAUUGGUAUUUUAUCAAUAGCUAUGGUUGGUAGUGCGUAUUGUCCAUUAUCGUUAAGAGAUCCUCCACAACGUUUACAAGCUCUUGUCAAUCAGACUCAAAGUCGUUUAGUGUUAGUUCAUGCAAGUACACCAACGGUUUUCAGUCCCGACAGUCUAACUUUAAAUAUUGACGGCAUUAUUUGUCUCGAAGAAAGAUUUAGUGAAAUUAAUCUGAAUAAACUUUCAAAUGUUCCUGUAACACCAGAAAAUGCUGUCUUUGUAAUUUUCACAAGUGGUUCAACUGGUAUUCCAAAAGCGGUUCAACUGCGUCAUCGAAACUUCACUGAGUUUAUGCAUUCAUUUGUGAAUAUUGAUGUAGUUACAAAGUCUGACAUAAUAAUACAGAUGGCUCGGUGCUCUUUUGACAAUCAUCUACUAAGCUUAUUGGGUACAUUGGUUAUUGGUAGCACAUUGGUGAUGCUUCGACCGGAAGGCAAUAUGGAUCUAGAAUAUCUUGCUAGUGUGCUUGAUCGAAAGCAGAUAACUGUCAUGCAUGCUGUUCCGUCGCUUUUGAACAGUUUAUUUGAAUUUCUCAGAAUAAGUAAGCGUAUGUCAGCAGUGAAAUGUUUACGAUCUUUAUGCAGUGGCGGCGAACCUGUUAAUAUUAAGCAAGUUAGUCUAUUUCAAAGUUUAGUUGGAGAGCAAUGCCGGAUUCGAAAUCAUUAUGGCCCAGCUGAAAUCACGAUCAAUUGUGCUUGUUAUUUAAUUGACUUGAACAAAAGUCAAACAAGCAUUUCUAUAGGUCAACUUUUACCCAACUAUCAAGGUCUGAUUUUGACCGAGUUUUCACAGUUUGUCCGUAUUGGCUGUGAAGGAGAGUUACUAGUGAGAGGUGUAGGUAUCUUUGCUGGAUACCUUGAUCGUGAUGACUUGACGGCAAAAGCCCUUGUUGAAAUAGAUGAUGAACUAUUUUAUCGAACAGGUGAUCUUGUUACAAUGGAUAACAACGGACUUCUUCAUUAUCAAGGAAGAAAAGAUCAUCAAAUCAAACUUCAUGGACAAAGAAUCGAACCUGGUGAAAUCGAACGAUGUUUACUUAAAAUUACAUCUAUCUCUGCUUGUGUUGUCAUGAAAUGGAAUGAUGACCAUCUCGUUGCUUAUGUUCAAACUUCUCAUACCAAUGAAGAGCAACUACGGCAACAUUGUCGAUCUCAUCUCCCAACACAUAUGAUUCCUUCAAUGUUUAUUAUUCUUGAGAAAUUACCAUUGAACCAAAAUGGAAAAAUCGAUCGAAAACAACUUCCUUCACCCAACUUUUCUUUGCCGACUUUGUUAUCGUCCGAUAAAUCUGAUACUCCUCUUAAUCAGUUCGAAGAACGUAUACAUACUAUUUGGUGUCAAGUUCUUCAUUCUAAUCAAAAUCGUAUUUCUAGAACUACCAGUUUUUUCAGUGUUGGUGGUCAUUCACUAUUACUUAUACAACUUUAUCAUCAUUAUCAAUCAGUGUUUAACUUUGAUACUCAUACACUUUCGAUUGCUCCAUUUCUUCAACAACCAACUAUUUGUCAACAUUCACAAUUACUUCAAACAGUUACAAUGAGUAAUAUCAAGGUAACUCAAUGGCAUACACUACACAUAAAUGAAGGUACUGCUUCUUUUGCUCAGGAACGUAUAUUUCUUGAUGAACAAGUUCGCUUUUCGAGUGAUAUUGCUGUCUAUAAUGAAGUAUCUACGUUACAAGUUGUCCAAGGAUCAUUAUCGUUAAAUCGUUUAUUACAAGCAUUUCGAUUUGUUUUGAAUAAACAUAAAAUACUACGUACAUCUCUUAUUUUCAACAAUGAUAAUAAUAGUUUGAAGCAAUGCAUUACAAAUUCAGACAAAACAUUUACAAUAACUAUGAAUCAAACAUUUCAAAAUGACAAUGAACUUCGGAACAUUGUUUAUCAAACAACUAUUAAUCCUAAUCUCUUUGAUUUAUCAACUGGUCAUGUUUUUCAUACUGAAAUUCUGAGACAUCAAAUCUCAUCAAAUGAAAAUAAUAAUAAUGAAUUCAUAACUAGUUCUGAUGUUCUCCUCAUUGCUACUCAUCAUGCAGCAUCUGAUCGGUCAAGUCGUUCAAUCCUUUUCAAUGAUCUAUGUUUCGCUUAUAAUACUAAUGCAAUAUCAAUAGAAGAUGAUGAACCAUUGCGAUAUAUUGAUUACAGUAUACAUGAACGGCUAAUUGAUAUGACAACAUCUCGUGAAUUUUGGUAUUCGCAAUUAGAAGAAUACGACCUGGAAUCUCGAUUGUUAUUACCAGUUGAUCGACAUCGUUCGUUAAAUGGGCA